Penicillium robsamsonii is the source of this 525-nucleotide messenger RNA. Its product is annotated as YbhB/YbcL family Raf kinase inhibitor-like protein. Lineage: Eukaryota; Fungi; Ascomycota; Eurotiomycetes; Eurotiales; Aspergillaceae. Gene Ontology annotation, biological process: regulation of proteolysis; regulation of Ras protein signal transduction. The coding region runs from base 1 to 525 and encodes 174 amino acids. Gene Ontology annotation, molecular function: peptidase inhibitor activity; phospholipid binding. The record is from RefSeq and is a predicted model, not a curated record. The transcript is spliced from 2 exons.
AUGCCUUCGGAUAACCACGUCAAAGCGGCCUUUUCUCUCAUCGAGGACAAGACAAAGGUCCUUGGCUUGACUAUUGGUAUCCAUGAGAACGUGCAGCCAGGAAAAUGGCUUCCUCGCAAUGAGGCCCAAGAGCUCCCGAAGCUUUCCUUUGCCGGCGCUAACCCCACCAGCACCUACCUGGUUGUGAGCUUAGACAUUGACGCACCUUUCCCCUCUUUCGUGAUCCUGAGCCCCAUACUUCACUGGAUCCAGUCCGAUAUCAAGGUCACCAGCGAGGGUGCACUCAAGUUCGAUGCGCCCUUCGUCGCCAAUUACAUCGGCCCUGCUCCCCCUCCUAUCAGCGCACCCCAUCGGUACCUCUUUCUCCUGUACGAACAGCCUGAAGGCUUUGAUCUCACGGCCUAUGCACCUGCCGGUGGCAAAAAUGUUAGCAAUUCGAAUCGCAUGCGGUAUGAUCUUGAUGCUUGGGCAGAGGAGAUCAAGCUUGGAUCUCCUGUAGCUUUCAACUAUUUCACCUGCAACUAG